This is a messenger RNA of Cladophialophora psammophila CBS 110553, 6927 nucleotides long. RefSeq lists its product as uncharacterized. Gene Ontology annotation, cellular component: THO complex part of transcription export complex. Gene Ontology annotation, molecular function: mRNA binding. Gene Ontology annotation, biological process: mRNA processing; mRNA export from nucleus. The record is from RefSeq and is a predicted model, not a curated record. Bases 1 to 6927 code for a protein of 2308 amino acids. Lineage: Eukaryota; Fungi; Ascomycota; Eurotiomycetes; Chaetothyriales; Herpotrichiellaceae. The transcript has a single exon.
AUGCCUCUACCAGUUGGCUCUAAGAGGAAGCGACCGGAGCGUACAUACUCAGAUGAUCAGCCACAUUCUCGUCCUUCGCCUCAUCGACCGGGAAAUCUCAGCCUCGCUCAGCCAGCGCCACAUCACACGUCAGGAAAUGAUCGCGACUACGGCCAACUGCGUGGAAGAGGUGGUCGGCGAUCAAGCAGAGGAGGUCGAGGCGUUAAUCUUGCGUCUAGUCCACCCAACCCCCCGGCAGACAAGCCUCCUACCGCCACGAAGACACCAAUAACUGAACCAGAGUCCAGCAUAACAAACGGUACAAUGUUUACAGCUCAGCAGAACCCUCUUAACAUUCCUGUCUUAUCCAGUCCUCCGCCGGAACCUCAACCCUACAAUUACACCUAUUUGACAAGCGCAGUCUGUGAGUCAUGGCAGACUGGGGGUAGAGAAGAUGUCUUACGGCAAGGCCUGGAAGGCAUGCAGGAAGAGGACGGGACACAACUAACCGUGUUGAUGCAAGAGCUUGUUCAGACGGUUGUCUUUGGCAGGCUUGGUCCGACAGAAGCAGGUGAUCUGGUGAAACAAAUGCUUGGUAGCGAGAUGCCUGAAGCAGACGACCAGUCGAUACCACAUCCUACAGCCUUGCAAGCCGCCCUCUUGGAUUCUAUAUCCGUUGUCUUCGAGAGCAAUCCUACGAUACCGCUAGACCGCCUCUCUGCAUUUGUCCUUGGGACCGGAAUAUCUCAUGAGUUGCUACGACAUGAACUCGACGCGCCUUUACUCGAAAAACUGGAUCUGAUCAGGAAUACAUUUAAUCGCAUGGGUAUCAGAAAACAGACAAAUCUUCUCUACAGACAAGCAAACUUCAAUCUCAUGCGGGAGGAGUCCGAAGGCUUCGCGAAGUUGAUGACUGAGCUGUUCACUACCAGCAGCAGCGAGGCGCCGACUGCAGAAAUUGUCGAGGACACGGUUGAAAAGGUCAAGGCUAUGAUCGGCGCAUUUGAUCUGGAUGUCGGUCGAAGUCUGGACGUUGUUCUCGACGUAUUUAGCGCGGUUCUUGUCAAACAGUGUCGAUUCUUCGUCAAAUUUCUUCGCUCGAGUCCGUGGUGGCCUCGGUCAUCGACCUCAGUCAAGAAAAAUUCAACUCUGACAGGACUUCCAAAGUGGGCCUUCCCCGGCUCCCCUGAUUGGCACCUCACAGACGAACAAAAGCAGAUUGUAGCAGAAGAGACUCGGGUCCGCGACGAGGCUUUUUGGCCUCUGGCUCGAGAACGAGGGCUCGAAGCUUUCUAUCUUCUUGGGAGAUCACAAGUGCCACAGGACAAUCUGGAACGAGUAUCGUCCUCUGGAGAUGAUCUUCUCGCUCAGUGGAUUCGAGAGACUGGUACCUUACCGCCUUCGGGCAAUCGCGACGCCGCACAGCUUCUGGGAUUCAAACUCCGUUUUUAUUCAUCAUCACCGGCACGUGAUGAAACAGAUGUCCUCCCCGAUAACCUCAUCUAUCUUUCUGCUCUCCUCAUCAAGAUCGGAUUCAUCUCGCUUAAGGAUCUGUACCCACAUAUCUGGCGGACGGACGAUGCGAUGGAAGAACUCAAAGAGCAAAAGACUCGAGAAAAGCAAGAGCGAGAAAAGGCUGCCAGGCCAGGAGCAGGUGCCAGGAAUGCCCUUACAUCUGCGGGGGCGCUGAUAGACGACACCUUACCUGUGCCACCUCGUUUGAAAGAGUCAAUCACACGUGCCAACACCCCAUCCAAAGAACCAGAGGCAGAGAAGGUAGUUCCGAAAGAGCAUGAACCUGCCGACCAGAAAGUUCUACUACUCAAGAGCUUGCUCGCCAUUGGGGCCCUUCCAGAAGCGCUCUUCAUUCUCGGUCGCUUCCCUUGGCUGAUGACCCUCAUUCCUGAUCUUCCAGAGUAUGUCUACCGUAUACUGCAUCACUCUUUGGGCAAAGUGUAUGGGGAAGCUCAACCGCUGCGAGACCGUCCGAGUCUUCGGAGCCAAAAGCCGAGUUAUGAAACCGAUGUACCCGGCGUGCCCAAAGGACAAGUCAAAGUUGUCGAAACCAUUGAAAGAAAGGUGCUUCGAUGGGCUCAGCUAGACAAAAACGACAGCCCUGACGGCACUGAUUACCGGUUUUACUGGGAUGAGUGGAGCGACAAUAUUCCAAUAUGUCAAACUGUCGAAGAUGUCUUUACACUAUGCGAUACUCUGCUGCCUCUUGUUGGUGUCAAAAUCGGGCAAGAUCCAGGCCUUCUUCUCAAGUUUGCUCGAAUCGGAAAGCACAAUCUACAGGCCGACAAAAGCGAGUCUAAUCGAUCGCGAUGGCUGGAUCUGGUCAAACGUACCCUUCUACCAUCCUUGAGUUUGACAAAAUCAAAUGCCGGUGCGGUCAACGAAGUCUUCGAGCUAGUCAGCACUUUCCCAGUGAACGUCCGCUAUCUGAUGUAUGUCGAAUGGUCAUCUGGAAGGACGUCUCGCAACCCCGACAUCAAAGCAGCAUUCGAUCAGGCGAGGGCGGAGACAAAGGAUAUCCUAAAACGUAUAUCUAACACUAACGUACGACCGAUGGCGCGUGCGUUGGCCAAAAUUGCAUUUGCGAAUCCACAUAUCGUGAUCACCACUGCGCUUACUCAGAUCGAAGUGUACGACAGCAUCGCAGAGGUAUUCGUCGAAGGCGCACGAUAUUUCACUGAUCUAGGAUAUGAUGUUCUCACUUGGGCAAUUGUAGGCUCAAUGGCAAGGACCGGAAGGAACCGGACUCAGGAAGGCGGGAUCUUCGCGAGCCGUUGGCUUUCAGCACUUGCAGUAUUCGCUGGCAAGAUUUACAAACGUUACGGCAUGAUGAAGCCUGGGCCAAUAUUACAAUACGUUGGCGAGCAACUUGAGCAUGGCAACACAAUGGAUCUCAAGAUGCUAGAACAGAUUGUACUCUCCAUGGCUGGAAUUGCAACUGACACGAGCUACAACGAUGCACAGUUACAAGCAAUGGGAGGAGGACCACUCUUACAGUCUCAGACUAUCCUUCAAUUGCUUGAUCGACGCCAUGACUCCAAGAAGACUUCCGAGAGAUUGAUGAAGUCGCUACAAGACACCAAUCUGGCUGCGAAAUUCCUAAUUUCAAUGGCGCAACAGCGACAAGCUUGUGUCUUUGAAGAAGGACAAAUACCUCUUAAAGCGAUCGGCAACACAUACGACGAGGUCCACCGAGUGAUGGUGCAGUAUCUGGAUCUUCUGAGAACGAACUUGCCACCAGAAGAGUUCCGAGCCACAAUUCCUGACGUGAUUAGUCUGCUCAUUGACUAUGAGAUUCGGCCUGAAAUCGCAUUCUGGAUCAGUCGGCCUCUCAUUGCCAGGCAAAUGCAGGAGUACGACAAAGAAAACGCAAAAGAUCAGCGAGUGGAGGAAGUCAAAGAGGUCAACGGUGAUGUGGAAAUGUCGGACCAAAUCAAUGCCAGUUCAGAGGAAGAUGGAGAGGCUAUUGAAACAGAAAAUCUUCUGAACGACUCACCAGCUGCAAGCGACGCUAUGGGUCCGGCGCUUGAACUCGACGCCAGCAAGACCCCCCUGGGGCCAUUAGAUUCAGCAACAGAUGAUUGCUGGCAUCCUGUCAUGAAGGAGCUAAUGGAUGCUAUCCAGCCAAACUUGUCCGAAGAAAUUGUGGACAUCAUCGGGACUGGAUUCUAUGCAACCUUCUGGCAGUUGUCGUUAUACGAUAUCACUAUCCCUGGCAAAUCGUACGAAGAUGAACUCUCGAGACAGCAUAAAAAGAUCGCUGCGAUCUCGACAGACCGAACAGACGUCAGUGUCUCUGGAACAAAGAAGAAGGACCUUGCGAAGAAGGAGAUACAAGAUCUCAUCGAUAAGCUGCUCGCGGAAAAUAAAGAACAUCUGAAAGCUUUCGCGGAGAGUAAAGCCCGACUACAGCGCGAAAAAGAGCAGUGGUUCCUCGGCAAAGCCAGAAUGGACAAGCCCUUGAACACAACACUUAUUGAGCAUUGCUUUUUACCCCGGAUGCUAUCUUCCCCACUGGAUGCCUACUUCUGCUUCAAGUUUGUCAAAUUCCUCCACGGGGCCGGAACUCCAAAUUUCAGGACGCUUGGUUUUUACGACCUUUUCUUCAAGCCAUCACGACUCAUCUCGCUGAUAUUCAUGUGCACUUCGAAAGAGGCCGACAAUCUUGGAAAAUUCCUCAACGAGGUGCUGAAAGAUCUUGCUCGCUGGCAUGGUUCUAAAGCAACAUACGAACGGGAAGGCUGGGGUAUCAAGAAGAAUCUGCCCGGGUUUGCUAUGAAAGUUGAAGCUGGAAAAGUCGUUAACUUGUUGGAUUUCGAAAGUUUCCAAAGAGUGCUCUACAAAUGGCAUGGAAAUCUGCACACGGCGCUUCAGAAGUGCCUUACGUCCCCGGAGUACAUGCAUGUCCGAAACGCGAUUUCUGUCCUACGCGCGAUCUCAGGCGUCUACCCAGCCGUCAAUUGGCACGGUGCUGUGUUGCAAAAGGCAGUUGAUAAACUCCGCGAAUCCGACAAAGAAGAUCUCAAGGUCUCUUCUCAAGCCCUACUUGGCGCUUUGCAUAGGCGGGAGAAGUUGUGGGUGGGUCUAGAAACUUUCCGCAAAGGACCAGAAAAGAGCGGCGAGCAUGAGCGCGAUCUCCUCCAAACAAAGAUUUCCCCGUCGCAAGAUACUCGAGCUGCAAGUGUGACGACAUCCAAAAAGGAAGGAGAAUCCGAAGUCAAGGAUGCGGUAAUAACAGAUGCGCCAUCGAAGCCUGAAGCUAGACCUGUCCCUGAAAAGAACGAUGGUGAAGGAUCUAGUAAGCCUGUGAAGUCCCAACCUGCUAGCGGUCCCGCUACACCGGCUUCUAGAGCAAGUUCCAGACCAGGGAAUGCCAAUGGCGUUUCGACACCAUCUCGACAGGGUACCGAGCCCUUAGCAAUUCCAAAAAGAGAAACGAGGCCCCCUCGUGCAGAAACCUCCAAGCCACACGAGCUUCCCAGACGGCUCACGCCUCCUCCAUCACGGCCUCCUGCGAGCUUGCCGAACCGUCCAGAGCCAGUGGAUUCUCGAAAUGGCCAUCGAGAUAGUCCGCGUUUGUCCAGUCGACUUGACGUUGACGCUCCAAGACUGGCGCCCGACGUUCGAACAGGUCAUAGUAGAGACGUAAGACCAGGAUACCGAGGACUAGAACGACCAGACAGACCUGAAUCGGGAUUCGACGACUUUGAUCGACAUUCUCGGAGGUACGAGCGCCCCGAAGGCCCAGGCCAUGGCAUCCGGGAGGAUCGUGGAUUUGGUCGAGAGCACGACAGAAGAACUCCAUAUGAUCGACCUCCUCCGCAUGAGCGAGAUCGUCCCGCUAUUCGCCCUUCCCCAGCGGAGCGUGAGCGGGAGGGUCGUGAGCCAGCUCUAAGAUCAAAACCUCCAGUUCCAGAACUUUCAAGACCAGAAUCGCAACCACCCCCGAAAAAGGAGAACCCCACGGAGCCUCCCCAAUCGAUAGUCAAUCCAGCCCGCGCGUCGUUGAUGGAGAGUGGGGGUGAUCGAAGAUCGCUUCCGGCGUCGAGGGGCCAGGGGCAAGAGAAGCCGUCAAGAUCAUCCCGGCCGAGCUCUCCACGGAGAGAAGACGACCGGCGGCCACAUCUCCGUCGCGAUGCCGAUGAUCGACCUAAACCAGAAGCUCCCUCCACACGCCAGUCCUCAUACACGCCUUCAUCAUUAGAAUCAGGAGCUCCCAGUUCUCGUUCCAGCGGACUAAGUUCGUAUAAGAGAGAGCCGCGAGACCUUAGACAGGCCCCGCCAGUCGACUUGCAGCACGGUAGGCUGGAGCAGGAAGUGACGCAGCAACCAGCGAUCUCGCAGAGCUCGGAUCGUCUUCAAGAGUCUGACGUGCCGUCUGGCCCUCGUGGCAGACCUGCGUCAGGAGGCGGGCCAAGGCUGAGAGCUCCUGCGCUCAAUACCCAAAUGCCGCCAUCGCCGAAUGCGGAUCGACCAACUCCAACUGGACCUUCCAGACGACAUGGACGCACUAGUUCCUACGCCGAGCCUUCAUCUACGCCUUCCACUCCCGCUGCAGAUGCGGCAGGUGUUCAUCCCUCUCGCCUCAGCCAGAUCGAUUCGGCAGCUUCGGACAUGUCGCGCUCGGCUCAGGCCACGCAACCCCCGUCGCAGACUCAGCCUCCGGCAGGCCCUAGAGGAAGUGCUCCUCCUGGAGCUCCGUCUGGCCCAUCACCUACAAGUAGAGGCCCGCCAUCCGGCCCACAGACUGGUGACGGGAGCAUGCGUGGGGGGCGAAACAACCGUAAUCCACUCACCGCCGUCAACAACACCCUUGCUCAAGCCGGCACCUCGAUUCGUGGUCGAGGCAAUAUCAGGCAGAGUGGUGCAAGCUUUGGUCCCCAUAUGCCCCCUCCUCCACCGCCGCCUCCGCCACCUGGUGGUCCUCCUCCCACGAGCCACGGUCAAAGCCCCAAUGGAUACCCGCCACACGAUCUGUUUGCAUCUUCAAACCCUAACGAGGUGCCGGUGGGCACCAGACCCUCUGCUUCGCGUCAUGAAGGCAGCAGGGAUCGCAGAAGUGAAGCCACCGAAGAGCGAGGAUCCGAGAGGAGACCAUCACGGCAUUCAAGUCGGCAUGAUGAAUCACGUGGAGAUAGAGAUCAUCGGAACGAGCGAAAUGGUCGAGAUGGCAAGGAAGAUCGGUAUGGACCGAGUGAGUCUUCGAGGCGGGAUGAAAGACCGAGCAGGAGAGAGAAUCACCCGCCAGAUGCCGAGGAUCGGAGAACAGGAUAUUCAAGAUCUGCACCUUCGAGAGAUGAUACGCAGUCGUCGAGAAAACAUGGUCGAGGGGAGGAACCAAGUACUUAUGGGCCCCCUAGCCACGGAAGCGGUGGAGGGAGAGGAGGUUCAAGGGUUGCCAGCGAAAGCAAACGGAUCCGACGCGGCCCUUGA